AACGGCUAGGCGCUCACCAAAUCCGAUUUGUUUAGAAGUGCUAUCUACAUUAGAACUGGCCCCAAAUCCAUCUAAUUAAUACCUUAUAAUACGGAUCAGAAAUUCAGUUCAACCCUAAAAGUAUAAUGAACUUCUGAUUUUCCCCUGAUCAGAUCAAUUCCAGUCUGCUCCAAACAUGUCACAACUAGACUCUGCCCAGCUGCCAAACGAGGCAAACGAGGUGGGGGAAGACGGUUGCUACGUCGGACUCACGCACGACAAACUCGAUGUGCAACGCACCAUGGACAGAGUGCGAAGCCCAGAGGCUGGGGCGAUUGUGGUUUUUGUCGGCACAACACGCAACAGCUUCGACGGCAAGCCCGUCAAGGAGCUAAACUACACAGCCUACAACCCAAUGGCCCUGCGCACCAUGAUUUCGAUCUGCAAGGCCAUGAAGACAAAGCACGGUCUCAAGGGAAUCGCCAUGGUGCACAGGCUGGGAGUCGUCCCGAUCUCCGAGGACAGCAUCGUCAUCGCCGUGUCAUCCCCCCACCGGCAGGCUGCCUGGAGGGCUGGCGAGGAGGCGUUAGAGGAGUGCAAGGCCAAGGUUGAGGUCUGGAAGCGUGAAGAAUUUGAGGGCGGCGAGGGAGUAUGGAGAGCCAACCGCGACGGCGCGCCCGGGCAAAGGAUUGACACGGCGGAACCCGCAGUCGGAGCUGGCAGCGGCGGGGAAAUUGAUGACUAGGAACUAUACUGUAUCUUUGCUGUGGGACUCGGGCUCGACCGACAGAGACUCUCCUCCUUGCUUAAUCCGGCGUCCUCGUUUCACCGCAGACUGCAUGGUGGAACAACUUCGACUCUGGCCCUUGGCCGGUGGUUUUGAGUUUCUGCGAGUAAUUAAUUGCACUGCAGUAGAAGAUUGUACAUAGGUAUUCUCUCAUAGAAGUUGUUCAUAGGGUCACGUCAGGGAUUGGCAACCCCCUGUUGAUUGUUGAAUCGGAGCUGGAGAUCUAGCCGGGCGGACCCCAGUUUAUCGAUAGAUAGUCACGUGGGUCAAACUCGAACAUUUGACGACACCAUCCAAAGGCGCGCCAUCGCGAU
Molecule: messenger RNA, 1080 nt
Organism: Pyricularia oryzae 70-15
Lineage: Eukaryota; Fungi; Ascomycota; Sordariomycetes; Magnaporthales; Pyriculariaceae
Exons: 2
Coding region: 176-724 (182 amino acids)
Biological process (GO): Mo-molybdopterin cofactor biosynthetic process
Cellular component (GO): cytosol
Molecular function (GO): molybdopterin synthase activity
Source: RefSeq, a predicted model, not a curated record